AUGUCGCUCCCCAAACCGCCCUCGGACGCGCGGUAUAGAGUGUCGACAGUCACACUAGAGAUCCCACUCGCAGAGCCGAUCAAACAGGAUUCCACCUCGCCCUACACCUACCAAGAAGGCGGUACGACCAAGCCCAUCCUCACCACCGACACAGUCCUGCUCACCAUCUACUAUCCUACGUCUGUCUCGCAGGAGAAGACGGACGGCCGCACUCUCGACUGGUUGGAGGCCCCCAAGCUCCGCUCCAUCGGCGGCCUGCUCAAAUACGCUGGCAUCUCUAAGUACCUCGCUAUCCCCAUCAUCCUGCCUGCAUACAGCGUCGUCGGGCAGAAGUUGCCGGUGCUUGUGGAUGCUCCCAUCGCAUCCGACUCGCCGUCAGAAGGCUUCCCCGUUGCCGUCUUCAGUCACGGCAUGGGCGGUACGAGAACAACCUAUUCUGCAUACUGCACGUCGCUCGCGGGCGCGGGUAUUAUCGUCGCAGCUGUCGAGCACAGAGACGGAUCUUCUUCGUCAACUACGAUCCAUCAUCCAGUCGCUCAGGACGGCAAGGGGUCGUCCGGUCUGUUCCGAUGGUUCUAUGGCGGCUCGAACGGAGUGGACAACAAGCUGUACGUGCGACCGGAUGAAGUCGAUGGCAAGCCGGAGCCACUGGACGUCCGUCGGGCGCAGGUCGAGUUUCGUCGUCGCGAGGUCUUGGCUGCGUUUGAUGUGCUGAAGGACAUCAGUGCUGGCAAGGGUUGUGCACUUGUUGACUCGUGCACGCGUUCGCAGCGCGACGACGCAAUGACCCGCGAGCGCCGCUCUAAGCUUUUGGCCGACUUUAGCGGCAAGCUCAAGAUGCAAGACACAUGGCUCAUCGGACACAGUUUCGGCGGUUCGACAGCGAUUCAAGCGCUGCGCCACACCGACUGUCCCUUCAGCCAAGCGCUUGUGCUCGAUCCUUGGGUCGAACCCAUCCCCAUCACGGGUAUCGACGUGGUGCCGGUGAGCAAACCGCUCUACACGAUCAACAGCGAAGACUUCACGCAGUGGAAGACGCACAUGGACGACGUGGCCACGAUCGCACGCGAAUCGAAGUCGAGCACCGGCGGCAAAGGCUGGCUGCUCACUAUUGGCGCUGAAGGCACGGAAAAGCCGGAGGCGACCGGCGCGACGCAGGUAGCACCGCCUUCGAGGCUUGUCAUAGUCCACGAUAUGUUUGGCACGCUGUUCGGGCUCUCUGCCUGCAUUGAGGCGCUCAUCUCGCUGUUUCCAGACCAGCUUGAGCAAGCGCAAGGCGUGCCCGAGAUUGUGCCAGAGCUUGUGGUCAUGGACUGGUUCCACGGCACGCAGCGUGAUUUCACCUACUCGAGCGUAUGCGGCCAGUACAAACCGAUUGGCGAGGUAUUCAAAGGAACACUCCCGCGCGUUCUGCUCCAGGCAGGCAUCCUGCCAAAGCAGAACGCAAAAGGCAAACCUCUCACGCAAGCAGGCUCAUUCCAAAACGACGGCCCGGCCGAGAAGGCGCUCGAGAACCCGUUUGAUCCGGUUGUGGUAGAGACCAUGAUGAAAGCACUCAGCCAGCUUCAGCCUCGACCGGGAAUGGUGGAUGCGCUGACCAAGAUCUACCGUGACCGCGACGGCAAGGGGCGCCUGCCACCCGGUGUGGAUAAGGUGGAUGUGUGGGCAGCUACGAAUGGGUCCCUGCAGCUCGGCAGGUCCUCCUUCCUCCGUGUUCUGGGAGACAGCGACGGGGCGGACCUGGACAGCCAGGCUGCUCGCUCGGGUCGCUCGGACAAGGACAACGCUGUGGGAGCUGGUGUGGGACUAUUUAGCUGCGACGAGAUCGGUACAGCCAAGCCGGACCCAAAGGUGUAUGCGGAGGUGCUACGUCGCAUUCAGGCCGAACCGGUGGAAGCCAGCGCGGCCACGAAAGAAUACCAGGGGAUCUGGUUCGUGGCUUCGCAUACGUGGGAUACUUUUGCUGCCAAGCUGGCCGGCUUCCGAACAGCGUGGGUCACGUACGAAGAGUUCUACUCCUGCCCUUCGGUCUAUGGCACGCCAGACGUGGUGGGGAGGAACCUCGAAGAGAUCGCGGAAAAGAUCCUUGCCUUCGAGCGCGACCUUGGCUCAAAAGCGAAUCAGACACCCGUCAAAGCUUGGACCUACCACAAGGAGCAGCAGGAGCAAACGAACAAGGCAAGCCAACACACGUCAUUCUCUGACUUCCCCUUUCUGCUGCCCAAUAUGGCCAAGUUUGUGGGCACAGUUCCGUCACAGUCGAUCCUGGAGGUGAACAGCAACAUUACCAAGCGCAUGAUCUUGCAGGGCAAGAGGGAAGAGUCGGAUGGCGUGUUCACUGGUCUCAAGGGCGACAAGGAUGCACAAGAAUGGAGGAUCUGGAAGGAAGGUAAAGCACAGCCAAAGGAGCUGGACGCAUCGGCGAUUGGAAGCGAUGGCCAUCGAGUGGGAAGGCUCAUCGUACAUGCGCUCUAG
This is a messenger RNA of Sporisorium graminicola, 2475 nucleotides long. RefSeq lists its product as uncharacterized. Gene Ontology annotation, molecular function: 1-alkyl-2-acetylglycerophosphocholine esterase activity. Bases 1 to 2475 code for a protein of 824 amino acids. The record is from RefSeq and is a predicted model, not a curated record. The transcript has a single exon. Lineage: Eukaryota; Fungi; Basidiomycota; Ustilaginomycetes; Ustilaginales; Ustilaginaceae.